AUGUGGUGGUUGCUGUGGUUGAUCGCCCCCUUGCUGGUUCUCUUCUGCUCCCUGGAUGUGUGGUACUUCCUCCGGGUCGCUGCUGUGCUCCUGCGAGCCUGGUUCCAGCCUCAAAUCCGGGACAUCACAGCAGAGCAGACCCUCACAGGCUGGGUCAGCCCCCAUGACAUCGACAUGUGCCACAUGAACAAUGCCCGUUACCUGCGGGAGUGUGACUUUGCCCGCUUGUCCCUCUACAUACGCAACGGGGUAUUUAAGGGAUUGCGAGCACUCAAAGCUUCAAUGGUCGUGGGGGCAACCACCAUCCGCUACCGCAGGGCUCUGUGUAUAGGGGAGGGGUUCGAGCUGAGGAGUCGCAUCGUCACGUGGGAUGACAAAGCUUUUUACCUGGAGCAGAGAUUUGUGUCCACUAAAGAUGGGUUGGUGUGUGCAGUCAUGUACUGCAAGCAGAGCAUCAUACGCAGCAGCCCGGACAAGAUCAUGCAGCACCUGUGCAAGCGGAAGGUGGACUGCCCUGAGUUUCCAGAGGACCUCCAACACUGGGUCAAUUUCAUCUCUGCCAGCAGCCAGGCCCUCAGAGCCGAGAGUGGACUAGAAGAGAAGAGCAAAUGAGAAAUUGCAUGGGCAGUUUUAAGACAGGCUUUUUGUAAGACAGCUAAUGUAACAUGUCAGGGUUAAAAUGAAUUUGUCUUUGUUCACAUUACAUGACCUAAACACACUUGUGCCUUCAUAUAAAAAAAAAACAAGCUAUGUUUGCAGUUGCACCCAAAUACUUACACUCAACACUGGAAGAACUAGCAUACGAGAGUCUAGAAGCUGAAACUCAUGCAGUAAUAAUACAAUAUUAUGAUUGUAUGAAGUUAAUUGUAAUGUACUUUUACAGCAAUAAAACAAAUUGCUUUUGAAGUCU
Messenger RNA from Gymnodraco acuticeps, 910 nucleotides. Its product is annotated as protein THEM6-like. Lineage: Eukaryota; Metazoa; Chordata; Actinopteri; Perciformes; Bathydraconidae. The record is from RefSeq and is a predicted model, not a curated record.